AUCAGUUCAAGUCAUAAUGAAAAGCUCUCCUCAGACAUGACAAGAAAGAUCCAGAAGCCUCCAGCAUUUCUCUUGUUGAACUUUUCUGAGGAUGCAGUCUUUCAGAUUUGUGUCAAGAUUGACGCACAAAUCUUGGAAGCUGCUGCUGUCGCAUUCUCUCUUUUCCUUCGCGAAUCACAGCCUUUCCCCGCUCCUUAAUCUUUCAAAUUUCUAACAAUUAAUUGAUUAAAACAAUCUGAUUUAUUGUGAUACUUGGUUGUUUCUCUGUUGUUGUCUUUUGUCCCACAUUUCAUCUGUGAUCGAAUUUGAAGAAUGGAGGGAGGUGGUGCGGCGGCUGCUGUAUCGGCGGAGAAUGCGCCGAAAUCAGCUUCAUACACGUACUGGGUCCGGGAGGUGACCCGUGAUGCCGCACCUUUACCCGUGCCCAAGAAGAUUGACCCGACGGACCUCUGUAAUCAACCAAACCAAACCCAUCUCGGCUCCGCGUGGAAUCGGGCUGGAACAUGGGAGGAGAAAAAUCUGAAUAAAUGGGCAAGUGAUAGGAUUAAGGAGUUGCUUCCAUCUAUGAGGUCCCUGGAGUUCUCUAGUGGCAAGGCCGAAAUAGCAGAAGUCACAAGAUGCUCCGGGGAUGCAUUUUUGGUUACAGUUAGAAACAAGAAACGCGUGGGCUAUACCUAUGAGUUAACAUUAAGAGUGAAAGGGGAAUGGUGUAUUGGAGGGGAGAAGAAGAAUGUGAAAGGCCACAUAGAUGUACCAGAAUUCUCUUUUGGUGAGCUGGAUGACUUGCAGAUUCAAGUAAAACUUAUUGAAGACAAGGAUAUUCCGCAAGAAGAGCGGCAGCAAAUUUGCCAGGAUUUAAGAUUAUUUUUGCAGCCUCUUCGAGAGAAAUUGCUUCAGUUUGAGGAGGAACUCAAAGCUCGGUAGGUUGAUGAAUCCCAUUACGUACGGUGAUAAGACCGCCGGCUCGCACGACAAAUUAAUUCACUUUGCUAAAUGUUGUAGCUUUUACAAGCACUCUAGAAGCAGGAGUGUGUGUUGUUGUUCACGUCAUAGGAUCUUCUCAGAUUCUUGUAAUGGACAAUGGAGCUUGUGAUCACUUUUGUAUCCACUAAUUGGUUCGUGCAGAAAUACCGUCUAAUUUAGGGAGAAGUGUAUUUCCUGUGGUGUUCA
This is a messenger RNA of Sesamum indicum (sesame), 1170 nucleotides long. RefSeq lists its product as uncharacterized. Gene Ontology annotation, biological process: positive regulation of ATP-dependent activity; protein folding. Gene Ontology annotation, molecular function: protein-folding chaperone binding; ATPase activator activity. The record is from RefSeq and is a predicted model, not a curated record. Gene Ontology annotation, cellular component: cytosol. NCBI's taxonomy places the organism in Eukaryota, Viridiplantae, Streptophyta, Magnoliopsida, Lamiales, Pedaliaceae.